AUGGCGAAUUCAAUUCACAAAGUUAGUGGCAUCGGGAGCAGCUCUAUGGUUCGAAAACUUGAAACAGAUGAAAUUGAUGCUGAAAUGUAUAUUCAGCCUGGAAAUCCCUAUUUUUUUGCGAAAUACUAUCAUUACAGACCCAAUGAAUUGCAUAUACCAAAAAAAGUUAUUAAGGAUUUCUGCCUCUGCUUCACAAAACAUGUCAACCUUAUAUGUUGCAACUGCAAGGAUAUAGAGAGCAAUGAAAUAGCAUCUUAUCAUGAGAAGUUGCCCGAAAUGACCACAAAACAUAGCAAAAAGAGAGGAGAAAUACGUACAUGGAAAAAUGGCCGAGUGUUUGUGCUGGGGUGGGAAAAUUUUUGGGCCAAGUACAAGAUUAAAGAAAGUGAUAGCUGCUUGUGUGAAAUUGUGUUGCAUCAAGAGAAAGCAAUAGAAAUGAUAAGGGUGCACCUUGUUAGGAAGGUUAGGAAUGAAUGA
Vicia faba (fava bean) is the source of this 477-nucleotide messenger RNA. NCBI's taxonomy places the organism in Eukaryota, Viridiplantae, Streptophyta, Magnoliopsida, Fabales, Fabaceae. The record is from the annotation of a GenBank genome assembly.